AAGGCGACAGGUGCGCGUCCAACUGCUGCCGAGCUCAGCCGAGAGCUCACAAUGAAUCAAGGUCAGCUCGGGGGUUUAAAAGAAUGAGGUGUGCUUUUAGAAAUGCUGAGACACCGCAAGUCAUGCAAGUCGUGUGUCUGCUGCUCGCCACUCUCACGGCCACAGCGCUGGCUGAGGCGGAGCUUCAGCCCGGCUACGCAGAGAUCAACACAGGAGGAAGAGUUGUGGAAGGCGAACUAGUGGCCAUUCACGGCAUAUGGCCGUGGCAGGUCUCUCUCCAGGACAACUAUGACGGGACCUACCGUCAUUUCUGUGGUGGAGCGCUCAUCAGGACAGGAUGGGUUCUGACAGCCGCUCACUGCUUGUACAGUUACAGCUCAUUGCUCGUGGUCCUCGGUGAUCUCGUGCUGUACAGUAGCCACGGCACAGAGCAGUCCAGGAGUGUUAGUGGCGUUUACGUUCAUCCUGAGUGGAACCCCGGCAGCAUCUCAUCUGGUAAUGACAUCGCCCUGCUGAGAUUGUCCUCUGCGGCCUCCAUCACUCCAUAUGUGAAGCUGGUCAACUUGCCUUCCUCUGGCGAGAUCCUGCCUCACAACUACGGCUGCUACAUCACUGGAUAUGGCGCCACCUCCACUGGCGGCGGCAUGAGCACCAGGAUGAGCAAAGCCUUGCUCCGCGUUGUGGACCACCAGACCUGCACCAGCUCCGGCUGGUGGGGCAGCACUGUCAAGAACACUAUGAUCUGUGCUGGAGGAGGAGAUCAGUCCGCAUGUAACGGGGAUUUGGGAGGCCCUCUCAGCUGCCUAAAGAACGGCUAUUGGUACGUCCACGGCGUAGCCAGCUUUGUGUCUGGUAUGGGAUGCAAUGCACCCAAGAAGCCCACUGUCUUCACUCGCGUUUCUGCCCACAUCACAUGGCUGAAUUCGGUCAUGGACAGCAACUCUUGAAACGGACAAUUAUGUUGCAUCAGAAUCCCUCCUGAUGUGCGGCUGCGGCCAAAACCUCCACAAACAAACCUCUUCAGAAUAAAUAUGAGCAUUUCAAAUCUC
Messenger RNA from Mugil cephalus (flathead mullet), 1049 nucleotides. RefSeq names its product elastase-1-like. Gene Ontology annotation, molecular function: serine-type endopeptidase activity. The record is from RefSeq and is a predicted model, not a curated record. Bases 84 to 947 code for a protein of 287 amino acids. Gene Ontology annotation, biological process: proteolysis. The transcript has 8 exons. NCBI's taxonomy places the organism in Eukaryota, Metazoa, Chordata, Actinopteri, Mugiliformes, Mugilidae.